Molecule: messenger RNA, 906 nt
Organism: Alternaria viburni
Lineage: Eukaryota; Fungi; Ascomycota; Dothideomycetes; Pleosporales; Pleosporaceae
Exons: 2
Coding region: 1-906 (301 amino acids)
Source: RefSeq, a predicted model, not a curated record
AUGAGCCACGACGACAGCGAAGUCGGACCCCAGUACAACCCAGGACGUACCACGGCAGCAUCACCGUACCAGAAUCGUAAUCAACUCGGAAGAUGGUACUGGCAAAAUUUUCAAUUUGAUCCGAGCGACGAUGCGGAUACUUUUUUCAACUUCUAUUUGACAUGGGGUAUCGGUGAAGCACUCGCAAGUCUCGGACUUAACCCCAACGCAGACAGAUUCGAAGGUGGCGAGAACCACGUCGUCUCCUAUCAGCACAACUUGCCUGGAUUCGAUGAGGAUAUCGAUGAGCAAGUGUAUUAUGUUGACGGCAAGCAGUACCGGGCCACAGGUGCUGAUUUUACCUUCUCAAUCAACAUCAACGAAGGCGUCAUCAUAGCAAUGAGCCGUACAAGCCCCAAGGAAAUAGGCAAGGGAAAGGACCCACCAAUUACCGGUGACGGGCUGCCACGCCUUAAUCAAUUCUCAGACGUGGCGUGGCUGGAGUGGCAACAUUUGAUGAACCAGAACAAUGGCGAUGUCAGAAAUAUGCGUUACUUCGUGUCUGUGUUGGUUGUCAACCGAGAGACUCAGGCAGUGGUGGCGAGAGCAUUGCGCACUCGAGGUAAAAAUCUAGACGAUUUUCCAGGGCAGACGUUCGAACGGGGGACAGACGAAAUGAACGCAAUCAUGGGCACGCCGAACAUGCAAGGCUUCGCAUAUAUGCUGGUUCAGCACAAAGCGCAGCUGGGCAACAUGUACAUCAAGAAGAUCCAAGUCUUCAAGUGCGUGACGAUGCGCGAGCCUCCUUGUAUCAUCGCGCAUGUAUCCAAGCCAGACGUCUGGGUUGACCCCGGGGGCGGUGAAGUCGUCAGACGCGACGGAGGCCAUAACGUAGCGCGUAUGCACAAGAUCUUCGCGAAGCUUUGA